Folsomia candida is the source of this 1425-nucleotide messenger RNA. Its product is annotated as polycomb protein eed-B. Gene Ontology annotation, molecular function: protein binding; nucleosome binding. NCBI's taxonomy places the organism in Eukaryota, Metazoa, Arthropoda, Collembola, Entomobryomorpha, Isotomidae. The transcript has 8 exons. The coding region runs from base 1 to 1425 and encodes 474 amino acids. Gene Ontology annotation, biological process: negative regulation of transcription by RNA polymerase II. The record is from RefSeq and is a predicted model, not a curated record. Gene Ontology annotation, cellular component: ESC/E(Z) complex.
AUGGAAACCCAUGUGGGACAAUUCGUAUGCAGGAAAGCAAAAGCAGGAGCUUUGGCCAAAUUGCGUAAUAUGAGACUACAAAAUGGGGAUAAAAAUGUGGACGAGAUUCCCAUGGAACUGGAAGUCAUGGAAUAUCCAAUAGUGGACGACACAUUAAAACAUGAGAGUCAGACAACCCGUGCAAAGACUUGCAAUUUAGUCCCACGAUUAAGAGUUACACCCUUGAAACAUAAAAACCUAAAAAUUCAAAAUGAGCCCAACGUCGUAAACCCAUUCUCAAAUCGUGCAAAUGGACAACAGUUGACUGAGACAAAAUUCAUUUACAGCUCACAUGUAACGGAAGAUCAUAGUUUUCCCAUUUUUGACAUAAAAUUUCAUCAGAAUUUGGCCGACAAAAAUAUUUUUGCCACCGUUGGACGCAACCGAGUAACCAUUUACGAAUGCACAAAUAAAGGGAGCAACAAGAAUAUGGUUCCCUUGCUAGCAUACGAAGAUCCGGAACCAAACGAAACAUUUUACUCGUGCGACUGGUCAGAAAAUUCUGCAGGCAGGCCCGUCCUCGCGGCGGGGGGAAAGAUGGGUAUAAUUCGUAUCUUUGAACCCCCAAAGGAAAAAUGUGUUCGAGAAUUUGGGGCACAUGGAUGUCCUUUAAAUCACGUUCAAUUUCAUCCCAAAAACCCUAAUUUGCUUCUCUCCGCGUCUAAAGACUACUCACUCCGUUUGUGGAAUAUUGAGACGGGUUAUCUCAUUGUGAUUUUUGGAGGGGACGAAGGUCAUCGGGCAGAAGUUCUUGGCGCCGAUAUUGACAGAACGGGAAGUCGAAUCGUGUCCUGUGGGAUGGAUCAUUCUUUGAAAGUGUGGAGUCUGACGGACGCAAAAAUUCAGGACGCGAUCCAGCUUUCGUAUCGAUACAAGAGGAAUUCCAACAAACCAUUUCCAACCGUGCUGCAAAACUUCCCAGUCUUUUCAACGCGAGAUGUUCAUUCGAAUUACGUUGACUGCGCCAAGUGGUUUGGAGAAUUGGUUUUUUCAAAGUCCUGCGACAACGAUGUGAUUUGCUGGAAAGCUGGAAACGUAUCGCAAUCAUGGGCUGAAAUCGAGUCGAAAAUUUGCGAAGAAAGCUCAAUCAUAAAACGACUGGAUGUCUCAGAUUGCGACGUUUGGUUCAUUCGAUUCUCGUUUGACCCGAUGAUGAAAACUCUCGCACUUGGUAACGAGGUUGGGAAAAUAUUUAUCUUCGACGUCUCGGUGGCGGAUCCUCUAAGUUUGAUGCAAGGGACGGUCUUAUCCCAUCCUAGUUGUGAUUCGACCAUUCGCCAGACCGCAUUUUCGAGGGAUGGGUCAACUCUGAUUUGUGUGUGCGAUGAUGCCACGAUUUGGCGAUGGGAUAUAAAUGAGAAACGUAAUGAUAAGAAAGAAGAAUAA